AUGGGAUCCUCACAGCCAAGCAGUCCGCUUCUCCAGAAGCCGCUAAAAGUAGCCUGCAUCCAAAUAGCCAGCGGCCCCGACAAAACCAAAAACCUCGCCCAAGCGCGCCAGAAAGUCCUCGAAGCAGCAUCCUCCGGCGCCAACCUGAUCAUCCUCCCAGAAUGCUUCAACUCGCCAUACUCAACCGCCCAGUUCCGCGCCUACGCAGAGCCCCUAUCGCCCUCACCCGACGAAACCACCUCGCCCAGCUUCUUCGCCCUGGCCCAAAUGGCCCGCGACAGCGGCGCGUUCCUCAUCGGUGGCACAGUCCCCGAGCACGAUACCGACACAGACCGCAUCUACAACACCAGCGCGGUAUACUCACCGCAGGGGGAGUUGCUCGCCUCGCACCGGAAAAUGCACCUCUUCGACAUCGACGUGCCCGGCGGGAUGUCCUUCCACGAGUCAGACACGCUCUCAGCUGGUAACCGCAUCACGGUCGUCGAUCUCGACGGAUACGGGCGAAUCGGUCUAGGAAUCUGCUACGACAUGCGCUUCGCAGAGCCGAGCGCAAUCGCAGCGCGGCACGGCGCUUUCGCGCUGGUUUUCCCGUCAGCGUUUAACACGACGACUGGGCCGCUGCAUUGGGAGUUACUGGGUAGGGCGCGGGCGGUCGAUAACCAGGUUUAUAGUGUUUUGUGUUCGCAGGCGAGGGGCAAGGAUGGGGGGUAUCCGGCUUGGGGGUAUAGUCUUGUGGCGGAUCCGAUGGGGAGGGUUGUUGCGGGGAUGGAUGAGAAGGAGGGGAUUGUUUAUGCGGUGCUUGAGCCGGGCGUUAUUGGGGAGACGAGGGUGGCGAUUCCGGUUACGGGGCAGAGGAGGUUUGAUGUUUAUCCUGAUCUUGGAGAGUUGGUUAGGUUGAGGUAG
Molecule: messenger RNA, 903 nt
Organism: Aspergillus candidus
Lineage: Eukaryota; Fungi; Ascomycota; Eurotiomycetes; Eurotiales; Aspergillaceae
Product: carbon-nitrogen hydrolase family protein
Exons: 2
Coding region: 1-903 (300 amino acids)
Biological process (GO): L-glutamine metabolic process; oxaloacetate metabolic process
Cellular component (GO): mitochondrion
Molecular function (GO): omega-amidase activity
Source: RefSeq, a predicted model, not a curated record